This is a messenger RNA of Bombus terrestris (buff-tailed bumblebee), 1009 nucleotides long. It is a transcript of the gene c12.1, whose product is annotated as spliceosome-associated protein CWC15 homolog. Gene Ontology annotation, molecular function: RNA binding. The transcript is spliced from 3 exons. Gene Ontology annotation, cellular component: catalytic step 2 spliceosome. Gene Ontology annotation, biological process: mRNA cis splicing, via spliceosome. The record is from RefSeq and is a predicted model, not a curated record. Lineage: Eukaryota; Metazoa; Arthropoda; Insecta; Hymenoptera; Apidae. Bases 162 to 845 code for a protein of 227 amino acids.
GGAACUAAAAUGUAACAGUUUACGCCAUCUUCAUAUACGGUACGAAUUGGUUUGAUUCAGACUUGUUAGAUGAUCAGCUGUGUUUUGAGAACUUACGAAACGUAUUCAAGAAUCAAAGAUUGAGUUUUAUAUUGGAAAGUACUGGCUAAUUUUCAAGCAAAAUGACUACGGCCGCGAGACCCACGUUUGAACCUGCUAGAGGAGGACAAGGACGCGGUGAAAAAGAUUUAAGUGCAAUCUCAAAACAAUACAGCAGCAGAGAUUUACCCUCUCAUACAAAAUUGAAAUACAGGGAACAUGGACAAGGAACAAUCGAGGAAUUGCGAAACCGUGAUUUUCGCAAGGAAUUAGAGGACCGUGAACGUGAGAGGGAAAAGGAUAAAAGUUCUAACCGCCGUAUGAUAGAACCACCUAGAGAAACGUCCACGACAAGUGCUGCUAAAAGGCAGAAAAUCGAUCAAGUACCUACAGCAAGUUUAGAUGCAGAUGAUCCUCUUGACGAUGAUGAUUCAGAGUCAGAAAGUGACGAAGAUGAUACUGCUGCUCUGUUAGCUGAAUUGCAACGUAUUAAGAAGGAGAGAGCAGCGGAGCAAGCUAAGAAGGAAAUGGAGAAAAGACAGGAAGAAGAAAGAAUAAGAAUGGAGAACAUACUUUCUGGAAAUCCUUUAUUAAGUUAUUCUUCUCAAAGUGGAAGAACAGAUAUGAAAGUCAGACGAAGAUGGGAUGAUGAUGUUGUAUUCAAGAACUGUGCUCGUUCGGAACCGAAAAAGAAGCACGAUGUGUUCAUAAACGAUUCGUUACGAAGUGAAUUUCAUCGUAAAUUUAUGGAAAAAUACGUUAAGUGAACGAACUACCGUAUGAAGUAUAUCGUACUGUAUAUAGUUUUAAGAUAAUGUUAUCAUACUAUUUAUAAAUGUCUCUAGAUUGUAAUCGAUGAUGCUGAAAGUUAUUCCAAAAUUUCGGAAAUCUUACAAAUUUAAUAUUCAUAAAUAUGUGUUAUUGAAUCAUA